Messenger RNA from Egretta garzetta (little egret), 2267 nucleotides. It is a transcript of the gene COL23A1, whose product is annotated as collagen type XXIII alpha 1 chain. The transcript is spliced from 26 exons. Bases 1 to 1320 code for a protein of 439 amino acids. NCBI's taxonomy places the organism in Eukaryota, Metazoa, Chordata, Aves, Pelecaniformes, Ardeidae. The record is from RefSeq and is a predicted model, not a curated record.
AUGCCCGCGAGCCCGCGUUUGGGUACGAUGCACUCUCUAAAUGGCUAUUUUUAUUCCUCCUCCAAACAGAAGCUGGGUGAAGGACUAGCAAAGCUGCGGACGGCGAGAGAGGCUCCGUCAGACUGCAUGUGCCCCCCAGGCCCUCCGGGGAGGCGGGGGAAGCCCGGCCGGCGCGGAGAACCCGGUCAGCCAGGACAGUCAGGACGCGAUGGUUACCCGGGGCCUCUGGGUUUGGAUGGCAAACCAGGACCCCCGGGACCGAAAGGGGAAAAGGGUGAAGCAGGGGACGUCGGCCCAAGGGGCGAUCAAGGUCAAGAUGGAGCCACUGGCCCUCCUGGUCCACCAGGACCCCCAGGUGCUCGGGGGCCUCCUGGUGACACGGGAAAAGAUGGCCCACGAGGACCUCCAGGCCCCUCUGGUUUCAAAGGCGAGCCAGGAGAGGAUGGCCUCGUGGGCGCCCGGGGACCUCCAGGACCAAAGGGUGAGCCCGGCAUCCCAGGCAAAAAGGGUGAUGAUGGGAUCCCUGGGGAGCCAGGACUUAUGGGUCCUAAGGGAGAAAAAGGAAGCGCUGGUCCCAAGGGAGAGAACGGCACGGACGGCUCCCCAGGAGCCAAGGGUGAACCUGGUGAGAAGGGAGGAAUCGGCUCCGUCGGACCCCGGGGUCCCCCUGGCCUGAAAGGGGAGCAGGGUGACACUGUGGUGAUCGACUACGAUGGCCGAAUCCUGGAUGCGCUCAAGGGUUCGCCGGGUCCCCCAGGGCCGCCGGGCCCCCAAGGCGCUCCAGGUCCCAAGGGAGAGCUGGGCUUGCCAGGUCCACCUGGACUGGACGGUGAAAAGGGAGCAGAAGGGCCAAAAGGAGACAGAGGAGAAAAAGGAGACACCGGGUCACCGUGUCUGCAGAACAACCACAUCAUACCCGAGCCCGGACCCCCCGGAUUACCCGGCCCUAUGGGUCCUCCAGGAAUCCAGGGGCCUAAAGGCUUGGAUGGUGCAAAGGGAGAAAAAGGCGACAGCGGUGAGAAGGGGGACCACGGCGACGCCGGACCUGCUGGCCUCCCCGGUGCUCCAGGGCUCAUCGGUUUACCCGGUACCAAAGGAGAGAAGGGAAAGCCAGGGGAGCCAGGAUUGGAUGGUUUCCCAGGUCUGAGAGGAGAGAAAGGAGAGAGGAGCGAAAGAGGGGAGAAGGGUGAGCGAGGAAUACCGGGGCGAAAAGGAGCCAAAGGGCAGAAGGGGGAACCGGGCCCUCCCGGACUGGAUCAGCCUUGUCCCGUGGGACCAGACGGACUGCCAGUAGCAGGAUGUUGGCAUAAGGUACAGUAAUAAUUACAAUUGUGAGUUCUUGAGCAGGUCCUGAGUGGUUUUGUUGGCUGCAUGGUGACUGUGCUCUGCGCUUCCUUUAAGCAAGAGGUUAUGUGCCUGGCAGACAAACGCCGUGCCUUGGGAGCGCAGGAUUCCAUCUAGGGUCGUGUCUUCUUCCCCACGGCUGUAGGCUGGUGCUAGGAACACCGCUCCAAAAACUUGCUAAGCGUGAAAAAUCCUUGAUGGUGUCGGUAGCAAUGCCCCUUUUCCCGGCUUGCUCAGGCCAGGCUUCUAUUACAGCCCCGGCAGUUUUGGAACCACUGGUGCAAAGACCGCAGCCCCCUGCAAAACGCGCUCGUGCGGCUCAGACCAAGCAGCCGAGACUUUUACCGUGGGUUACUUCUUUGUCGCCGAGCUCCAAAGCCUUCAUUCCCAAACACAGGCUUUUCUGCCACGGCAGUUCUAAUGCACACCCACCGCGCUGCUCCGGGGCUCAACUCGGACAGUCGGGAGGGCGUGCGCAGGCACUCGUGCUGUCCCGCGCACCCAGCGCAGCCGGGGCUGCGAGGGCCAAAGGCAGCGGUGCCAGGAGGGCGAGGAGCGAGGUGUGCCCGGCCGGGCCUUUGAGCCGGACUGAGCCAGACUUGCAGGAGGAUGCGGUAACCUCCUGCUCCGACGCGGGUCCGGCACUGCAGCCGAGGGGAAUCACUGACCCUGGUUCAAACACGUGGUGCGUGGAUGCAGUUCGAGUCGGUAGCAAGCUGCUAACUGGCUGCAAACCCUGGGUUAGAACGUGAGCAUGCCCUUAGCAUGAGAGUGUUUUUAAUUAAAGUCGUUUGGACGUACUGUUAAUAUGUAAAAGAAAUCUGAAUGGCAAUCCUUACAAUAUUAACAAGAUUAGUGAGCGUAACGAAUGGAGCAUCAUUCUUUGAUUAAAACGUUUGUCUGUGUGUUCUUUUUCAGUGAUC